Molecule: messenger RNA, 1575 nt
Organism: Danaus plexippus (monarch butterfly)
Lineage: Eukaryota; Metazoa; Arthropoda; Insecta; Lepidoptera; Nymphalidae
Exons: 8
Coding region: 112-1281 (389 amino acids)
Source: RefSeq, a predicted model, not a curated record
GCAACUGUCAUGUGCGGUGUGAGUGAUAUUAUUAUAUGUUCUAAUAGUGCAAAAAUUUCGAAUUUGUAUGUUGGUUUCUGUUGAUAGAAGGAAAUUUGUAUUUGUGUAAAAAUGGCCAUUUGUUUGCGCACAUUUUCACAUAAGAUUUUGCCUAUAAAUGGCAUCGUAACAUCAACGAAACAUUCAAAUCGCCUAACCCGAAAAAUACCCGAACGAACACAAUUUCUAGAAGACUUUCUCAGUAGCAGACGCAUAUCUAGUUGUCAACUAGCACCGAAAUAUUCGUCGGAAAACUUUAUUGAUGAUAUUCACGUCCAAGAGGUUACAAUUGUCAAUAGUUACCUAACUCGAAACUCGAACGAAAAGUCAAAACUAACCUUCAUAGACAGUACAGAUGGAAGGGAAAAUAAUGAUAAUAUAGAACAUUAUUUCAACUACUACUCAGAUGGUAUGAAGACAUUGGGCCUCACCAGUGAUGAUUAUGUUGAACAGAGAACAUUGUAUAACUUAAAUGAGAGGCCUUCCAUUAGCAUGAAUGAUGUUGAUUUUUCCAAAUGUCAUGCGGAUAUAGAGCCAACAUGUUUAUCGGACUUUGAGAGGGAUGCCAUUGCAUUCUGUAGUGGGCCAACAGUGGCGUCUCAGGCGACACCUCCUACAGAGGAGAAAACUAUUGAUGGAAAGCCCAGUGAAGAACAAUUGAUGAAAGUCUUUCAUUCACUUUCGAAAACAAUGCCACAGCUGUUUGUCAAGCCCCUGGACUAUUCUAUCUACCAUCCAAAUCUUAUUUUUGUUAAUAACAUCAGAGGGGUGACUACAGUAGGUUUAUUUCACUAUGUGAAACAAGUGGCGCUCCUCCGCACAGUGGCUCAUAUAAAAUUUGCAUAUGUUAAUUUUGAAGUAUUAAAAAUAACAGCACACCCAGAAGAUUCUUCAGUACGUAUGAGAUGGAGAAUCAAGGGAAUAUCUGGUCUCAAAGUAUUCUUUAUGUUCUGGAAGUACAAGUUGUGGAACCUGAAAGAGGUUUUUCAAGAUCAAGAAAUGUGGUAUGAUGGAUUUUCAACCUUCUAUGUUGGCACAGAUGGACUUAUCCAGAAGCAUGUGGCAGAUAAGGUGAUGCCAGAUCAGGACAGGAUAAUAGAUGAUGAGGAGAAGGCUCCAAUUGCAGCUAAAAUUGCUCUUCUUAUUGGUCUAAUCCCUAGAAAUUACCUAUCAGAUUUGACACCUUUCUUAUCUUCAUCUGACACAAAUGAAUGCACACCAUUUUAUAAAGUACUAGAAUGAAUUUAGAAUUGCAACACAUACCAUGUUAGGUACCAUGUGAUAUUAUGAUGCUAAUGCGGUUCAGUUAUUUUAAAACCAGUCAUAUUGAUAUUAAAGUUUUUUUCUUUUUAUAUUUAUUUAACAAUAUUUCCAUCGAAGCUAUGCAAUUCAUGUUAUGAUUAGCCAAAAAUAUAGAUGGUUGUCGAUGAUCACUAUUAUGAUUUACAGCUUGUAAAGUUAAUUUUGAUAAUUGUAAAAAUGCCUUGUAGUUUAUAGACAUGUUAUGUACUUGGAUACAAUAAAAGUUAUGACAUA